Messenger RNA from Mobula hypostoma (lesser devil ray), 1598 nucleotides. RefSeq names its product zinc finger protein 414 (gene znf414). Bases 1 to 1449 code for a protein of 482 amino acids. The transcript is spliced from 7 exons. The record is from RefSeq and is a predicted model, not a curated record. Lineage: Eukaryota; Metazoa; Chordata; Chondrichthyes; Myliobatiformes; Myliobatidae.
AUGGGAAUUACAAUGGUAUCCAAAACGAGCCCCCCGGCUGUUGUCAUCGAACAAAGUCACCGGAAAGACACAAUCGGCGCUGGGCUGUGGGUAUCGUGUUGCAAUAGGGUAAUAGGCACAUUUCCGUGUCAGCAGAGCGCACGGGGGGUAACCCGCGACGCCUGUGCGCCGGCCGCCGGAGUCCCUGGAACCGCCACACCUCGCUCGCUCGCUCAGCCUCGCGAUACUUGCGCUUUAAAAUGGCUACAGUGUAGCCGGGUGAGUGUUGCGAACGUCAUCCGGUGCCCGCGCCGUCCCCGCGCCCGACCCCCCGUGGGAGGCAGUGUGCGUCCGGACCGGGACCGGGGCUGGUGCCGGGGCCCGAGCCCGAGCCCCUGCCCCGCACGCCGCGGUGACCGGGCCGCCCGGCAGUUGCGGGUAGUGCGAAGACAGAAACAUCGGGACAAGUGGUUUUGCUUGGAGUCUGGUGUCAGCUCCUCCUCAUUCAAGCCGGCGUCUUACGAUGAGCCCAGUCCCAGAGCUGGCAGAAUCAUGUCUCACAGUACGGAACCAGAAAAGAGGAUGGUAGCCGCCACCCAGUCACUGGAGGGGAAAGUAUAUAACUGUUGUACACGUGACUGCAAGCAAUCGUUCUCAACCAUGCACCUCCUGAUGAAUCAUAUGAGGGUACAUCAUAAACCCAACCGAUAUUUCAAAUGUCUGACGUGUAAAGGACGAUUUCAUAAACCUCAGUCUUUUUACAAACAUCAGCAUGUGUGCUGUAGUGAAGUGAAUAAUGUGGUACAGAAGCGGUGUCCCAGCCCUCUGUCUGCGAGUGAACCCGACGUACGGGUUAAACAAGCAGCCCCAGUGGAGCCGGUGAAAUUUCAAAGUGUUAUUAAGCAGCUGGAAAAGGAUGGCAAUGAGGACAUUGUUAGUACUGCCCCCAGUUCAAAGCCAGUCACCCUACUCCCAAGUGGCUUACCAAGUCUGCACACUUCAUUAAACACAAUGCCAUUAGUUUCUGCAACGCCACAUGCAUUUUCACUGCUGGAGCCAUCACUCUUUGCCACACCCAGCCUAAGGUUUCCUAGCCAGGGGCACACUCCGGUGCCUGGCCCCUUCAUUCCAUACAUACACCCAACACCUUUUGGCCUCCCUCAAAGUGCCACGCAGCCACGUCUUGGAUCAUACGUUCCUUCCGAAAGCCUGCCGUUCUCCAAUGCAGUCUGGAGGAAGACUACCGCUCAGUCAGCCAAUAGCAGAAUUGAAUGGGAACACACCAGGGGUCGAUAUAACUGUAUGCAGUGUCCAUACUCCAGUGAGGCACGGGAAGAAAUGAUCCUGCACAUUCAAGAGCAUAACAAAGUCCUCAGCAGCAGAUUAGUGAAUGAAAAGGGCAUGUUCAUAAAUCCUGGUGACAACUACAGUGCAUUGUCAAUGCAGUUCAGUGAGUCUUUGUUAACUUAAGUUUCCCUGGACCAUGGCCUGUAUCUAGAAAGGCAGACACCAAUAUCUCAUGCUUCAGAGUUGAAAGUUCAGCAGUGUGCAUUAUGAUUAUUAGUGAAUUUGGGGCCCAGUGGUUUUUCUUUCCCUCCCCCCUUUUUUUUUUGCAAGUU